GUUAAUAUUAUAUUGUAUAUAUACAAUAUUGCAUUGUACUGAGAGGUGUUUCUAAUAUUUUGUCUACUGAAUGAAGAUGAGAUUUUAAUAUGUGACUGAAGGCAUACCACUUUAUGUAUGUUAUGUAUGUUUAGUCAAGCCCUAAAGGAAACUGCACUGUCAAAACGUCAGUUCUAGUAAUAAACUAACAUUAUUAUUAUUAUUUAGGCAAGAGUGUGCAGUUGAUAUUUCCUGUUUUCAGUCUGACCCUUUUCAACAUUGCUGUGUGUUCCCCAUGCCACACAAAUGAAAUGAGGGCUAACACAUUUCACUAUAUCUUACCAUGUUGACACAUCAUGUUCAGGAUACAAAGGAGACCUUUAUGUCUAUGUACACAUACAUGUUGUACACAUUCAGAGCUACUGUAUGUUUUUCUGUGUAUGGACUGGAUGACUGACACUAUUAAAAGCACUUUAUAUUACAUUACAUUACAUUCAGCCACUUUUGUCCAAAGCAGCUGACAAUAAAUACAUUCAAACCAAGUAGGAAUAAGAGCUAGAUAUCAUCCAAAUGGGAGUGUAUGCCUUUUAAACAAAUAACUAAACACAUGUUCAGUGCUACAGUACAAGUGCUUAGAGACUUUCCUUUUUCUUUAAAAAAAAAAAAGAUGAGCGACCGCAGUGUAUAUGAUUUGGGUGGUUUGCUUGUUUUUGUUCCAGAAGAUAAAAGCCACAGUUGUCUGGAUGUGUACUUUAGCCAUCUCCCUGUUCGUAGAGUCCUGUCAUGCACAGAAGCUGAACAUCCACUGGGGUCCUCAGUCCAUGAUGUACUUGAAGGGCAAACAUGGCAGGAGGUUUGUGUCGGAGGAUGACAACAGUGUUUUCAAGCAGGGUCUCCAGGGCUGGUAUGCAGUGCUCAGAGGCAUCCAGCGACUGCAGUCGCGGGAGUUCAGUAAACCCAGUCACAUCGUGAGCUCAGAGAAAGUCCUCAUCCACUACCUCCAGGAGAGAUGAGACACACUGCGUCUGACUGGCUACACAUGGGAACUAAACUAACAAUUCACUGAGAACAUGUCCACAGUAACACAGACUUCAGUUCAUAUCACAUCAGUCACGGUCCAAUUUCUAUUGAACGUGACAGGCAGAGACACAACCCAACCAGACCAGCAGCAAGUUCUUGUGAUGUUGUUACAGUAUAUGAAAUAUAAAUAUUUCACUCUGUUUUAAAGUUUCCUCAGUGAAUUGUUAUGUUUACAUCUUUGUAUUUUUCAUGCAUGAAUAAUAUAUUUGUGUUCUUUGUACAGAUGUCUGCUUGCUGUAUAUAAAGCAACAUAAAAAGACAAAAUGAUCUGAAUAAAUGAUGGAAGCUU
Siniperca chuatsi (mandarin fish) is the source of this 1348-nucleotide messenger RNA. RefSeq names its product spexin prohormone 2-like. The transcript has 4 exons. Gene Ontology annotation, molecular function: neuropeptide hormone activity. The record is from RefSeq and is a predicted model, not a curated record. NCBI's taxonomy places the organism in Eukaryota, Metazoa, Chordata, Actinopteri, Centrarchiformes, Sinipercidae. The coding region runs from base 666 to 992 and encodes 108 amino acids.